UUUUAAACUCAUUUCCAAUUUUUCAUUUCUUCCACUUUACCUCAAAAAACUGGAUUAAAAUUCUCCGCUUGCAUCUUUUUCUGAGGAAUUAUUUUCUGAUUUUUACCGACCUAAAAUUAGUCACCGGCUCUGGGGAAAAUGUCCGGAGAAUGAGAGGCUAGGGAAAUUCCACUGGUCCGGAAUUGAACCCGCAACCCGGCGUGGAACUAGUAAUUUCUGCACCGCCCGCUCCCAGCUGGAACGCAGUUUACCGCAGGACUAAAACUGCACCUUACAGCUCCCAGCGUGCUCCGAGAACCGUUUUUUUUUUUUUUUUUUUGCUCAGAUGUCCUCCCGUUAUUCCAAAAUCCAAAGUUUAAUUAAAACACUUUUGGUCGUCUAGUGAUAAAAAACAACCGUGUGAAAUGACCGCAGUGUUGAUUAGACGAGCUCCCGAAGUGUAAAUGCGCUGAGAUCUGCGUUCCAGAGAGGAGACACUUGUGUCGUCGUAGAGACUCCGACCCAGAUUCCAACAUGAUGAACAACGUGGCCGACUGGCUGGUCCACAACCGGGACAAGAUCGAGAAGGGCGUGGAGAUCAUGGGCCAGGCGUCCGAGGUGCUGGCCGCCACCGUGGGCCAGCUCCACCCCAUCCUCGAGGCCGUCUUCAUGGCCUCCGCCGAGAUCUGCAGCAACCCCGACGGACAAGAGGCCCGCUACCUCGCCCAGCAGCUGGAGCAGGUCAACAGCAAACUGGAGGGCAUCCAAAACGAGAUCGACCAGAUCGCGCUGGAGCUGCAGAGGACCUCCAUGAACAAGCAGAACUUCGACCGGGAGGCGCAGAUGCUCAGCCAGUACGAGAAGUUCCAGGACUUUAUCAACGCCAGCCCCAAGUUCAAGGAGAAGAAGAUGCAGAAGUUCAUCAGCCACUUCGAGAACACGGACGCAGACUUGAACCUGGACUCUCUGUACAAUUCCGUGACGGGGGAGAACAUGGCGGGCGACCCUCUGCUGGAGACCGUCGUCACCACGGAGAAGCGAAACAGGCGUGCGGUGGAGGACUUCUGCGCCCGACUCAAGAAGCUGUUCGUGGUGGGCAUCAUCGCGGUCAUGGGCCACGCGGCGCUCACGGAGAAGACGGUGGGCGAGGAGAUGGUGCGGAAGUGGCAGAAGCGCAUGGAGGAGGUGGAGACCAGGAUGAAGGCGGCCGUGGACGACUGCACGGAGAACUUCGCCGUGCAGGCCAAGAUCGACCUGGAGCAACAGCUGCAGGACACCCCGGGCCCCGCCAACAUGGAGUUCACCAAGAGCCUCCUGGAGUCUCUGGUGAAGAAGUACGACUGGGUGCGCUGGUCCAUCCGCGUCUUCAACAACCGCGAGCGCAUCUUCUUCUUCAACUGGCUGGCGGGCAAGAAGUGCCACGGCAGCGGCGGCGCCAACUGGUUCGACUUCCUCACCAAGACCAACGUGAAGGUGGUGGUGUCCUUCUGCGUGGACCCCAAGCCCAUAGACAAGGGUCAGAUCGCCGAGCAGAUCGAGAACCAGAAGCUCAAAGGGAACAUGAUGCGCGUGGCUCUGUGUCUGAACAAGACCUUCCCCAACUGCCUGGUCCACGCCGUCAGCCACUACAAGGAGGUGGUGGAGACCAACAACUUCCAGCCCGAGUGCUAUUACUACGGCAAACACAAGAGGGCGUAUGUGUGCGUGCACCCGGAGUAGACUGUGUUGAACGUGGACGACGCCGGAGACGAUAUAAACGUGGCUGUACCGCGCUUGUGUGUGUGGGCUUGUGGCAUGUACAGUUUAGGUGUAAUGAUGCAAACGCUGCUGGGGAAAGGAGACUUUUCAAAGCUUUAUUAUUGUGUAAUAUUUGUGGUUUCAGCUGUUUUUUAUAUGCAAACAUUUCGAAAAGCCAUUCAAAACAUGUUAUAUUUUUACAGAAAAUAAUUUGUUUCAUCAGAUUUUGAAUUUUAAAUGCUGUUGAAUUUCUCACUUUGAAAUUUUUUACUCUGAAAAAACAUGUUUCAAUUAUUUUUAUUAUGAAGUUUUGGACAGACUUUCUAGGCGCAGUCAGGGGCGGAGGGGGUCCGGUUUGGGGACCACAGGAUCAUCUCUGUUGUUUGCAGAUGAUGUUGUUCUGUUGGCUUCAUCAAACCAGGACCUGCAGCACUGGGGCGGUUUGCAGCCGAGUGUGAAGCGGCUGGGAUGAAGAUCAGCUCUUCUAAGUCUGAGGUCAUGGUUCUCGACUGGAAAAAGGCGUCUUGCCCUCUUCAGGUGGGUGGGGAGUCUUUGCCUCAAGUGGAGGAGUUCAAGUAUCUCGGGGUCUUGUUCAUGAGUGAGGGGAGGAUGGAGCGUGAGAUUGACAGGUGGAUCGGUGCAGCGUCUGCAGUGAUGCGGUCGCUGUAUCGGUCGUUGUGGUGAAGAGGAGCUGAGUCGAAAGGCGAAGCUCUCGAUUUACCGGUCAGUCUUCGUUCCUCCUCUCACCUCUGGUCAUGAGCUCUGGGUAGUGACCGAAAGGACGAGAUCGCGGAUACAAGCGCUCGAAAUGAGUUUCCUCCACAGGGCGUCUGGGCGUCUCCCUUAGAGACAGAGUGAGGAGCUCAGUCACACGGGAGGAGCUCGGAGUAGAGCCGCUGCUCCUCCACGUCAAGAGGAGCCAGUUGAGGCUCGGGCAUCUGUUCUCAUGCCUCCUGGACGUCUCCCUCGGGAGGUGUUCAUGUCCCACCGGGAGGAGGCCCCGGGGAAGACCCAGGACACACUGGAGGGACUAUGUCUCUGGACUGGCCUGGGAACACCUCGGGGUUCCCCCGGAGGAGCUGGAGGAAGUGUCUGGGGUGAAGGAAGUCUGGGAGUCCCUGCUUAGACUGAUGCCCCCGCGACCCGACCCCGGAUAAGCGGAAGAAAAUGGAUGGAUGGAUGGAUAAAUUUUUGUUUGCUGAAAUUUUAAGUGUACAUUUACAGUGUAUAAAAUUCAAUAUAAAAAAAAAUAAAAUCACCUUUUAAAUAUUUGGCACAAAUAUUUUCAAGUCUUUAAAUUCAACAAAUUUGCAGUGAAGAUCUAACUAAGAUUCAAUCUAACUUAGUAACAAACAGGAAAUCUUGCAGUGAUGUGAUCUGAUUGGUCUGAAUUCGCCUCGUCGAAACCUCGUCUCUUUGAUUUCUUAAGGCUAAACUCCGCCCACCGAUGAGAACAGCCAAUAAGAAACCGCCUCUGUCCUCCUCACAUGAUCGAUGCUUCUGCCUCGGCAUCUUGGAUCUUUGCUGUGAAAUUUUUCACUGCGAAUUUGACGUUCUGAAUUGCGACUGGUGAAUUUGAGGGCUUGAAAAUAUCUGUGGUGAUUUUUUUAUUUUUUUAUUUUGAAUUGAAAGUAAACUUCAAAUUUCAGCCACUAAAAUUCAAAAUAAAAAUAAUUCAAACAUCUUUUUUCAGAGUUUAAACAUUCAAAGUGAGAAAUUCAGUGGUAUUUAAAACUCAAAAUCUGAUGGAACAAAUCAUCGUUCAUAUAUUUUACUUUAAAAACGCUGCACCAGAUUUUUGCUGUCUUAAAAAUAUGGAAAACAGAACGUCCGUGUACCAUUCACUCUUCUGAAUUUCAAUUAAAAUGGGAAAACAGUUUGUUAUUUCAUUUUUCCAUUUUAGUGUCAAACAAAAAUAAACAGAUUUCGACCUCUAUUUCCUUUUCAUUUAAAGUUUAUUUCAAAUAACACAAAUCAAAAAACAGUCUGUGCCUAUUUCAAUGUUGAUAUUUGAUUCUCUCUGGUUUAUUUGAAGUUCUGCUGCUGAAGGACGAACCUGAAAAAUCGUUGCAGUUUCGUGGACAAACUUGUCGUCGUCUUUUAUAUCGAUGCAUUUACUUUUGCAUUUUAGAAAGUCAUUGUUGAACUUCAUGACCAGAAACAGGAAGCAGCAAUAAACUCUUCUUUGUUCAGUCGACUCCACAGAACUAGAAUAAAAAUAUAUUUUUGAUUUUAGAUCCUCCCGUUGCUUCCGGUGGACGGUCACAAUCGACUUAAUUCUAAGCUUAAAAAUGUAAAGUGUAAUUCUGUGCGUUUUUAAACAACAAUUAUUUCUAUUUGUAAUGUCUCGAAAUCCAAUUCUCAAUUUUUUAGCUCCUUUAUUGUGAAGAAAUUAAGAUCUAAACAUUUAAAAUUCCAAAUUGCACCAAAAGAGAUUCAUUUGCUCUGCUCACUUUCUCUGGAAACGUUUUGGAUUUGAGGUUAUUAAUUGUUCUUUGUGCAGUGAAACUCCAGGUCACAGAUUCUUUACUUGUGUGUAGAAUCGUGCAUUUUGGGAGGAUUUACAUCAGGUGUGUCCAAACUUUUUUCGUCAAGGGCCACAUAUCUAAACACAGAUGAAGCAGAGGCUGAUCGAGACUGAUGCUUAAUAUGGUGAAUAAUUGAAAUAUGUGCAGGUUUAACACGUUAGAAUGAUGCACCCGUCCUUUAUUUAUGCUAAUUUCCUUAAAAUCACACACUAAAUAUUCAAUAUUCACUUUAUCAAGGUGGAAUUUCAAAAAACUUGCAGUAAAAAGUUCAUUUUUAAUUGAUGAAAGGUCAUUUGGGCCAAUUCACCUGGAAGCCUGAGGGCCAAGAAAAAUUUGCCUGAGGGCCGCAUUUGGCCCACGGGCCAUAGUUUGGACAUGCCUGAUUUACAUCAUUGGUUUUUGAAAACAAAUGUCAGGUCCAAAUAUUAAAUUAAAAAAUGUUAUGUGUGGCUUCAUUGUAAAUAAUUAUCAGAAGCAUUUAACCAUUUUAGGGAAAAAAAUUUGUACAUAAAAACAGAUUCUUCAAGAGUCGACCAAACUUCAAUGCUUUUUUCAUAAAGAACUAUGUUAUUUUCUUCUCUGAAAUGUGUGAAACAAAAAUUUUCUGUGCAACUUUUGAGGACUGAUCGACUGAAACUGACGGAAAACUCCUUUUUUGGUUUUUUUCCAAUGUAAUUCCAUCUUUUCUGUAUAUUUAUGUUGCUACUCGUGCCUCUUGUGCGUCUUUAGUUUUGCUUGUGCGAAAAUUACUGUAAAAGAAUCAAAUUAUUUCAUUAAAAAAGAUAUAUACAUAGAACUUCUUCGUGCCUAUUUUAAAAUCAAAUCAAAAUCGAAAUAGGCACCGAGUUUUUGGACUGGCCUCAUCUGAAAUAAACUUUAAUUAAAUAUUGGAAACAGAGGUCGAAAUCUGUUUUUUGUUUGACAAAAAAAAACGAAAUGACAAACUGUUUUCCCAUUUUAUUGUUUUUCGUUCUUAACUGAAACGGUCAAGAACGAUUUGCAGAGCUCCAAAAGCGUCCGAUUUACUCACCGCGAUGAGUUUAGAAGCACUUUUCUCACCUUUCAGAGACCGACCGCUGACGUUCUUACAGUAAAACGGUUUGGAAUUCGACGCUGACAGAUUUAUUUUGACCUGUAGAGCUGCUCAUAAGACAAAUCAUGAACGUCGCUCGAGUACAAACAUCAAAAACAUCGGGUACAGGGCCUUUGAGUUGUUAAUCGCUACGGCAACGGUCCUUGUUUUUUCAUCGUUCCGAGACCCGCAGACACUUGAGCGCUCGUCUGGUAUCUCUCCCAUUUAGAUUUGAGUCGGGGCCAAGAGAUAAAUCGGCACUUAGAGAUACUCAGAGAUACUUAGAGAGUUAUCGGCGAAGAUCUGAGUCGAACCGAUGUUCUGCCGCGUUAAAAAGCUCCACUUCUUUUCAGUUUAAUCGAUUUUCUGACGUUCGGAUGUCGUUUCCUCGUCGCGAACAGACCUGGAGUUGUGUUUUUUUGUUUCUUUAAAGCACAAACUCUGCAGAUUUACGCUGAGUUCUUCUCUCAAACUGACUCCACACGCCUUCACUAGAAUUAUUUGGAUGAUUUCUAAACUAAAACUGAAGGUAAAAGGAGCUGUGAACUUGAAAAUUACCGACUUCAUGACAUCACAAGGUGGAACAGAGCGUUUAGAAGCUUUGGAAAUGUAAACAGACUCAUAAUAAUAAUAAAGAGUUACUUAAACAAAACACAACUCCAGAAUUACACAUAGAAUAUAAACAAUAUACAUAAGGCAAGAAAAAAAAAACAAACACAAUUAUACAAAAUGGAAAAAAUCCAAUUAACUUUAUUUCUGAUUUAUAUUUUAUAAACACGACAGUUUCCAAAGUGCUGCACAAACAAAUUAACACAAUAAAAGACAUUAAAUAAAAA
Molecule: messenger RNA, 6152 nt
Organism: Boleophthalmus pectinirostris (great blue-spotted mudskipper)
Lineage: Eukaryota; Metazoa; Chordata; Actinopteri; Gobiiformes; Gobiidae
Gene: rpz5
Product: rapunzel 5
Exons: 3
Coding region: 514-1698 (394 amino acids)
Source: RefSeq, a predicted model, not a curated record